CUCACUGCCGGAAGCCCGUGGCCCAUGUCUGAAAUCAUACACAGCCUCCAUGCAUCCCUGGCUGAUCUUCACCAUCCUCUCUGCUUUGCUUGAUGCAGUGGACCUGCUGGCUUGUGAAGACUGUAGCGCUCCAGGGAAGGCCUGUGAUGGAAAUAUGAAGCCUUGUUUCUUGGGUGAAGAUACUUGCGGCACCAUCCUAGGGCAGACCAAUCUAGCCAAGGCCGGAUUUUCAGGCAUCUUGAAGACCUGUACGACAUCUACAGCUUGCAAAGCCGGCAUCAGGACUAUGAGUCUUGGCCGUCAGAUAACACUGAGAAGGAAUGCUGUGUGCUGCCAAGAAGAGAACUUCGGAAAUCAAUCAGUUUUAUUGCCACCAGAGGAUACUACACAAAAUGGAUUAAGCUGCCCAAGUUGUUAUGCACAAGAUUCUGAUUCGUGUGUCGCUGAAAGUACCCUGCGUUGUACUGGAGCUGAGAAUCACUGUGUCUACGUGACAGGCAUGCUGGAGUUCUUGCAAGGCAUCACUGCCAACACCACCACAUUUGCGGGCCAGGGAUGUGCCACUGAAAGUGUCUGUGAACCUAGAGAAGGGGUAUCUGUUUAUUCUGGUGUUUUCUCCUAUGCCAUAUCAACAAUUAUGGAGUGCUACCCAGCCCCCAUCACAACAAAUUCAGCCAUCGUUCACCAUAUCUCUUGGAUGAAAGCCACUUCUCUGCAUCUCAUUGCCACUUCUGUCAUGUCUUCCUUCUGUUUCCUGUCCCACAACUCUUUCUUGUAGGUGAAGCAAUCAGCUGGCUU
Messenger RNA from Sphaerodactylus townsendi, 798 nucleotides. Its product is annotated as phospholipase A2 inhibitor and Ly6/PLAUR domain-containing protein-like. The record is from RefSeq and is a predicted model, not a curated record. Gene Ontology annotation, molecular function: phospholipase inhibitor activity. Bases 50 to 778 code for a protein of 242 amino acids. Lineage: Eukaryota; Metazoa; Chordata; Lepidosauria; Squamata; Sphaerodactylidae. The transcript has 5 exons. Gene Ontology annotation, cellular component: extracellular region.